This is a messenger RNA of Camarhynchus parvulus, 1327 nucleotides long. It is a transcript of the gene UBE2G1, whose product is annotated as ubiquitin conjugating enzyme E2 G1. The record is from RefSeq and is a predicted model, not a curated record. Gene Ontology annotation, molecular function: ubiquitin conjugating enzyme activity. The transcript has 6 exons. Lineage: Eukaryota; Metazoa; Chordata; Aves; Passeriformes; Thraupidae. Gene Ontology annotation, biological process: protein polyubiquitination; proteasome-mediated ubiquitin-dependent protein catabolic process. Bases 256 to 768 code for a protein of 170 amino acids.
CGGUGAAAUUCCUGGCGGGGGGAGCAGGAGGUGGCGGCGCUGAGGGCUCGGAGCAGGAGGCGGAGGGCGGCUCGGAGCCACGGCCGCGCUGCCCUGCCCGGGACCCUGCGUGCUGUGGCGGCCGGCGCCGAGCCAGACCCCCGCCGGGCGCGGAGCGGACGGGCUGAGGGACGCUCGCCGCCACCUCUCGCAGCGCCAGGAGCCGCGCCGUCCCCGCCGCCGCUGGGACUCCCUCCCCGGGCAGAGCGGGGGAGAAUGACGGAGCUCCAGUCCGCCUUGCUACUGCGGAGACAACUAGCAGAGCUCAACAAAAAUCCAGUGGAAGGCUUUUCAGCGGGCUUAAUAGAUGACAAUGAUCUUUAUCGAUGGGAAGUCCUUAUUAUUGGUCCUCCAGAUACACUAUAUGAAGGUGGUGUUUUCAAGGCUCAUCUUACUUUUCCAAAAGACUACCCACUGAGGCCGCCAAAAAUGAAAUUCAUCACAGAAAUCUGGCAUCCGAAUGUUGACAAGAAUGGCGAUGUCUGCAUUUCAAUUCUUCAUGAGCCUGGAGAAGACAAAUAUGGCUAUGAAAAACCUGAGGAACGCUGGCUUCCCAUUCACACAGUGGAAACUAUCAUGAUUAGUGUUAUUUCUAUGCUGGCAGAUCCCAAUGGUGAUUCUCCUGCUAAUGUUGAUGCAGCGAAAGAAUGGAGAGAAGACAGAAAUGGAGAAUUUAAAAGAAAAGUUGCCCGCUGUGUAAGAAAAAGCCAAGAAACUGCUUUUGAGUGACACUUAUUCAGCAGCUAGUAGCUUCACUUUUUUCAGGGUCUCCAAUUGAGAAACAUGGCACUGUUUUUUUUCCUGCACUCUACCCACCUAUUGCUGGACUUCUGUUGUUACAAGUUGGCAAACACUGGCUGGAACUGGGCUGCAAUAAAACAUGCCAGUUAUCAAUGCUGACAAGAGCCUAACAAGUGCCAACACAAGAUGAUUACGCAUUUUGAAAUCUAAAGAACUGCUUUAACCUUCAGGAAGAAUUGUAAAGAUGUGUACAUAGCACAACAUGAUCCGGAUAAUAUAUAUACUGUUCAUGUACAUCCACAAAUACACAUUGUACCAAAUAAUGCUGUCUGUAGUUAGGGAUAGAAUUGUGUAAAUUCUAAAGAUUUUAGCAGGUUUUUUCUCUCCCUAUUCAUUGUUUCCUGAGUUAAAAAACAACAACAACUUGUGAAGCAUGUCAAAACCAAUUAGGAUACUAAGUUGUUUUUUUUGGUUUUGUUUUUUUUUCCUCCCACUUUAAUUUUCCUUUGACCCACCAAAGCUUAAUUAAAAUUUCUUGCUUAUUAAA